Molecule: messenger RNA, 7544 nt
Organism: Motacilla alba alba
Lineage: Eukaryota; Metazoa; Chordata; Aves; Passeriformes; Motacillidae
Product: merlin-like
Exons: 19
Coding region: 4533-6515 (660 amino acids)
Biological process (GO): positive regulation of early endosome to late endosome transport; regulation of cell shape; regulation of organelle assembly
Cellular component (GO): plasma membrane; adherens junction; filopodium
Molecular function (GO): cell adhesion molecule binding; actin binding
Source: RefSeq, a predicted model, not a curated record
AUUAUUAUAUUAUUUCACUAGACAUUAGAGAUUAUCAUCCCAGUUAUCCCCUGUGGGAUUAUGCUUUUUUGGACCCAGAGAUGGGGCAACUGAGAGGUGUUUUAAAAACUUUUAUUCUAUUUUCUGUCUCAUGUUAAGGGUGAGACAAUAUGCUAUGUUAUAAUGUUAUGUUAUAAUAUGAUGUUAUAAUUAAACAAUUAUAAUAUAUAAUAAUAUAUAUUAUAAUGUUAUGUUAUAAUAUAAUUCAUGCUAUCACAGAAGCUAAAUAUUUUUAUUACAAUACAUUAUAAGCUUAAUUACAUUAUAAUUAUAAUUACAUACAAAUAUUAUAAAAUUAUUAUUACAGUAUAAGUUUCUUGGCCUAUCAGCUUUAGCCACACACACCAUGCUGCAAAUGCCUUAAAGCCAAUCAUCUAAAAUUACCCCUCACGGGUCCUACUCCAGUGCAUCUUUCAUAGUUCUGUUUCUCUAAAGUAUCCGGUCUGAUUUGCAAGGCCAUCCUUUGAAACUUGUUUCUAGUUCCAUUUCUCUCUCAACAAUGUCUGUUCUGUUUUAUGGCAUUUCUAAGGCAGCGUUUCUUAUCUCCAGGUUUGCACACAGAUGCACACUGUGUGAGCCUUGUGCCAGGCUUUGAGAAUUCUCUACAGAUCCAUUUCCCACAUUUCCCCCUCUCUUGAACAGAAAAAACCUUCUUUGAUGGCCUUGUUCAUCACUUGCUGUGUGCAGCAAAGUACACAAGGUAUUAACAUUGUCACUGUAACAAUUAAUGCAUAUAAAAUCUUCUGUGAAACUUCAAAAAUUCUCUACAGAUUUCCCACAUUUCUCCCUCUCUCUUGAACAGAAAAUCCUUCUUUGAUGGCCUUGUUCAUCAUUUGCUGUGUGCAGUGAAGUACACAAGGUAUUAACAUUGUCACUGUAACAAUUAACGUAUAGAAAAUCUUCUAGGAAACUUCAAAAGUUCUCUACAGAUCCAUUUCCCACAUUUCUCCCUCUCUUGAACAAAAAAACCUUCUUUGAUGGCCUUGUUCAUCAUUUGCUGUGUGCAGCAAAGUACACAAGGUAUUAACAUUGUCACUGUAACAAUUAAUGUAUAUAAAAUCUUCUGUGAAACUUCAAAAGUUCUCUACAGAUCCAUUUCCCACAUUUCCCCCUCUCUUGAACAAAAAAACCUUCUUUGAUGGCCUUGUUCAUCAUUUGCUGUGUGCAGUGAAGUACACAAGGUAUUAACAUUGUCACUGUAACAAUUAAUAUAUAGAAAAUCUUCUAGGAAACUUCAAAAAUUCUCUACAGAUUUCCCACAUUUCCCCCUCUCUUGAACACAAAAUUCCUUCUUUGAUGGCCUUGUUCAUCAUUUGCUGUGCACAGUGAAGUACACAAGAUAUUAACAUUGUCACUGUAACAAUUAAUGUAUAUAAAAUCUUCUGUGAAACUUCAAAAGUUCUCCACAGAUCCAUUUCCCACAAUGCACAUUAUCCAUGGAUAUUCCCUGUGCUCUGGCUGCUUCUGCUGCUGUUUCUCCUCUUUUUAACCCACUGUCUUUGCCCAGGGCUGGGUCUGGCCCGGUGUAAACAGUCAGGAGUGAAAAAGAGCAAAAAAAGGUGCAGGAGGAAAACUGCACAGUGUAAAAGGGAAAGGAGCUGCCAUAUGUUCCUGUGCUGCUUAAAGACAGCUCCACAAAAGGGAAAGGGAAAUGUCUUUCAAGAGGAAAAAUAGCAUGAAAGACUAAUUGGGGAAAGAAGAUGAGUGGUAGGAAAUAACCAGCCAGGAAAUAUUUCAGCUCCAGAUUCCAGCAGGGACACAGAGCAGGCUCUCUGCACAACAUGCACGUUUCCUUGCCUCAAAACACAAGAUUUUCACUGUCUUUUCUUAUCUAAUCUCUAUUCAGCUUCUCCAAGUACACUUUCAAAAUCGUGUCACCUCCCUUUCCAUCAGAGCACACAGACCAAGUGAUAACUGGGCUUUUUUAAGUGAUGUGUUAAAGGAAUUAUUCCUCUUUCCAGAUGAGCAGGACCAGGAAUCUGAUGCACUUAACUGAUCCUCUACAAAGUCUGAGAAGCUCAAAUGGUUUUGCUUCUUUCUCUUCCUUCAAUUUGCCUUUUUUCUGACAGCCCCAUAGUAGCCACAGUGAAGAAGAUUAAUUCUGUCUCCUGAAAUACCAAAAUAUUAAAUGUGGUAUUUAUACCAUAUAGAUUUACUUCUAAGCUGGAAAUCUCAGCCUUUUCCUGCCUCAGAUGUCAACUUUUCACCCUUAACUACUGACUUGGGGAUCCAGAAGACAGCUGGGCCUCCAGCCCAAAGCUUUCUACCAGGAAAAAAAAAAAAAAAGGAAAUAAAAUCUCAGUUUCCUUUGGGAAAAUAUCCCCCUGGACACACCUGUAUUACACAAAAGCAGUUUUUUGCAACAAUCCACCUUUUAAUCCCAGUGUCAGAAAAGAACAUAAUGACCUGGUUCUGCCCAUGGGAGCAGGAUGGAGGAGAGGGAAAGCAUUUCACAGCAGAGAAACAACAACCACAGCCGAGAUGACCUUCAGCAGGAAGAAAUAAUGUCUAAAUCUCGGCGUGUUGAUUGAAAACGGUGCCUUCCUUGCUCUGGGCACACACACAGACACGCGGCCGUGCUGGGAGCCAAGCAGCUAUUCCUGAGGGCAGGCAUUUGAAGGGCAUUCCAUGAUAAGGCUGCUGCUGGAGUGCAGCUUUCUGGGAGCUCAGAGCACAGAGGUGAAGCCCACCUCAGAAAUUCAAGCUUUGUUUUAAAAAGCUCCCUCAAAUUAAGCCCUCACUGGCUCCAGGAGGCAGAAGUCAAGCCCACUCCUGCAAUACUCAGUAAACUCUCAUUUUAAACCAUUCCCUCCCCUUUAUUCAACAAAGUAAUAUUUAGAAAACUCAUCUACAAAGAUCAUUGUUUGAGCAAACUUUGAACUUUGAAGAGGAAAGAAAAAUAACCCUUUUGUGAACUUCAGCAGCAGCAGGAGUAAGCUGGAGCCACAGGGAUAACUCUGAAAAGCAAAUUUCUUUGCUAUUAGGAGAAUCUCAUUACUUGAAUGUUCAACUGCACCUAAAAUUGGAGGUAUGGUUAAUUUUCAAAACAGUGACAUGAGUAAUGCUUUACGUUUAUGGAAAAUCUUUUCCCCAGCAGCUGUAAAGCUCCUCAUGAGCACCGAUUAAAAAAUCACAACUAAAUAUACACCUCACACAGAACAAAGGUAACAGGCUGAGUUUAUUAAAGCAGAUGUUCACAGCACCCAAACUGAGAUUCAGGGGCCUGAUUUUUAAUCAAUAUCCUAAAAUACCACUGGACCAAGAAGCCCUGAACUGAUCACUGGUUCAGUUUUUUGGGCAAUCUGUAACCAAAAUUAGCUCUGGAGGAACAGGGACUGAAUUCAGGUCUUUCAACAGCUGACAGCAUCAACUUGUCUUUGGCAGCAAGUUCUCAAUCUGCAAAUAUUAACUGUGGGCUUUGCUUUCUUAUUGCAAAGGUUGGGCUCUGAACACAAAAGCUAACACUGAAUAGCUUGCUUAGAUUAGAUUAAAAAUGUCAGGGAAAACACUUCUUUACACUUAGCUCCUGCUUUAGCACAAAAUAUAACCGGGGUGGGACGUACUAGGUCAAGUAUUUAAAUUUUGUAGUAAAUCAAAUCUGCCCGGAAGAGGAAGAAAAACAACUUGUCUGUCUUUGAUGGUUUUUGAUCUGUGGUCUAAACAAAGUUUAUUUGAAACUAAAAUAACCCCAAAACGUGCAGGUAGAACCUCACAACAUAUUCCCUGAACAGCUGCUUGCAGGGAUGCGUUUAGUCUUGCCUGUUCUGAGGCUUGAAGCAGCAGCUUUCCCUGUUUCAAAGAAAGGGAGGAAAAACCGUGUAGAUCCAUCCCAGCUUGGGAAUUCCCGUGUUUCCAUCACCCUGUGCCUGCUUCCUACACCUGGGAGGCGCCGCAGCAGCUGUGUGUGUGUGAGAGCACCUCGGGCACCCCUGCACACAGAAAUGCCAAUCUCUGCACCCCAAACCUUGCGGGACGUGCCUCUCUGUGUGCCCCGGCACCGGGAGAGGGGUGCAGAUUCCAGCUCCCGUGGGAACACGGAAACACCAGCCGUGACUCCCAAGGGGAUUCUACGAGCGGCCGUGAGCGGCGAAGGCAGGAAGAUGUCGGGAUGUGCAGCCACGCAGCGCAGCCCUGGGCAAACACAGAUUUUGGGCUGUGCGUGCUGACAGGAGCCGCUGCUGGCUGUGCACCCUGUUGCUCGGAGGAGUUGGGACGCGGAGCGGCCGCACGCCCCGAUCCUGGAGGGACAGCGAGCAUCCAGAUGAUUUUCUAGCCCUUGGACCUCUCCUUCGGACUCCAGGUGUCUUCCCAGCUCCAGAAGUGGUGCCCCAAAGCCAAACAAGACUUCAGCAGAAGCUCCACCAGAGCCAGCUGGAGGGAGAGGACAACCCAACUCCCCAGUGGUGUCAGAAGGAUGAAUUUCCUCCUGAGCUCCUCUUCCCCACUCUGAGUUGUCUCCAUCACUUGUUCUCAGCUCUGCCUCUGAUAUCCCUAUGAUUUGGUGUGGCUGCCCUCAUCAGCUGAAAAAUAUGUCCAUCCGAGGCCUGAAGAAGAAACAACCCAAGACUUUUAAAGUCAGAAUUAUAACAGUGGAUGCUGAGAUGGAGUUCAGCUGUGAGAUGAAGUGGAAGGGAAAGGAUUUGUUUGAUCUGGUGUGCCGAGCGCUUGGUUUGAGGGAGACCUGGUUCUUUGGCUUGCAGUACACAAUUAAAGGAAUGUGCACCUGGUUAAAGAUGGACAAAAAGGUUUUAGAUCAAGAAAUCCCCAAAGAAGAUCCCAUUAGCUUUCAUUUUUUGGCUAAAUUCUACCCAGAGAAGGUAGAAGAGGAACUCUUACAGGAAAUUACCCAGCAUUUAUUCUUCCUUCAGGUUAAGAAGCAGAUCCUGGAUGAGGAAAUCUAUUGCUCACCAGAAGCUACAGUUUUACUGGCUUCUUAUGCUGUUCAGGCCAAGUAUGGUGACUAUGACCCAAAUUUCCACGAGCCAGGCUUUCUAGCCCAUGAUGAGCUGUUGCCCAAAAGGGUGCUCAGGCAGUACCAGCUGACAGCAGAGAUGUGGGAAGAGAAGAUCACUGCUUGGUAUGCUGAGCACAGGGGUAUUGCCAGGGAUGAAGCUGAGAUGAACUAUCUGAAAAUUGCCCAAGACUUGGAAAUGUAUGGUGUCAAUUAUUUCCCAAUUGCUCAAAAUAAAAACCACACAGAUCUCCUGCUUGGAGUUGAUGCCAAAGGGAUUCAUAUCUACAGCAUUAAUAACAGGUUCUCCCCCAAUAAAUCCUUUGAGUGGAGCUCUAUCAGAAACAUUUCCUGUAGUGAGAAAGAGUUAACUAUUAAACCCCUUGACAAAAAAGCAGAAGUCUUCAAGUUCUUCUCCUCUCAACUCAAAGUGAACAAACUGAUUUUCCAGUUGUGCAUUGGAAACCACGACCUAUUUAUGAGGAGGAGAAAAGUGGACUCCAUAGAGAUCCAGCAAAUGAAAGCACAAGCCAGGGAAGAAAAAGCUAGGAAAAAGAUGGAGAACCAGAGGCUGGCCAGGGAGAAGCAGCUCAGAGAAGAAGCUGAGAGAGCCAAAGAAGAGCUGGAAAGGCGCCUUUUCCAGCUGGAAGAUGAAGCCAGGCAGGCCAACGAGGCCCUGCUCCGAUCGCAGGAAGCAGCAGAGCUGCUGGCUGAGAAAGCCCAGAUUGCAGAAGAAGAGGCCAAGCUGCUGGCCCAGAAUGCUGCAGAGGCCGAGCAGGAGCGCCAGAGGCUGGAGAUCACAGCUCUGAAAAGCAAGGAGGAAAAGCGGCUGAUGGAGCAGAAGAUGCGGGAGGCGGAGCUGAUCGCCGUGAAGCUGGUGAAGGAGUCUGACAGGAGAGCCAAGGAAGCAGAGCACCUGAAACAAGACCUGCACGAAGCGCGGGAGGCCGAACGCAAAGCGAAGCAGAAGCUCUUAGACAUAACCAGGCUUAAUUAUCCUCACAUGGCCAAGUACCCCCAGUACUCCCCAGGUGACAGCAGAGAUGCCAACUUUGACAAAGGAUCCAUCAAGCUGGAUUUGAAGGACAUCGACCUCAAGAGACUCUCCUUUGAGAUAGAGAGAGAGAGGCUGGACUACUUAGAAAACAGCAGGAAAUUUGAAGAUCGACUGAAAGAACUGAAGUCUGAAAUUCAUGCUCUGAAGCUGGAGGAAAAACAGGCUGGGCUUUACAGUCACUGGAAUGAAGUCCUGGGCUCCUUGGAUCGCUCCUUAGGAAGUGCCCCAUCAUGGAUGAAAACCUUCGAAACUGGAGAUGCAGUGGAUGUAAAUCUUCAAAGACCUUUCCCCGCUUACUUGUUAAACACUGCAAGCAGCUGGCCCUGCACCAACAAAAUUCAGCACAUGGUGCCAGUGGAAAAGUCAUCUUCCCAAGCCAAUUCCCUGGCUGCCAACAGUGUGGGCACAGGAACCAGAAAACAGAUUAUAAAGGUUCAGCAGCAUGACUCGGAUGUGAUCUACAUUUGAAGCCCCUCAUUUCCUUGCCAGCCUGGUGGGACUGGUGGCCUCUUUGCCUCUGUGGGGACACUUGGGCAGCUCUGGCUGCUGCCAGGUGUGAGAGACAAGGCACUGGGGAUCCAGAGCUGCCAUCCAGCUCCCAGGCAGGUGCCAUCAGCUGGGAGUGCCACAAGUGCCCCCAGUUUGGCUGGGAGCAGGGCAAAGCCAGAGGAAAUGUUGUUUACUGCCUGUGCACUUUGGAAAGAACACUUCACACUUUGCAAAACCCUUCCUCCCCCAGGUGUUUCACACACUUGGAGCUCUGCUGCUGGAGGAAGGAUGUGAGGCAGCAAGUGCCCAGGAGGUGUUUGGGAUGAGAAAACAGAACACAAGCUUGGGGUUUAUCUCCACAACAGACUAAUUAUGUUUUUGGUCCAGUCCCUGGGACAUGACUCCCACAGAGCUGCUUGACGUUUUAGUAUUUGCCUGCCAAGUAUUUUCCUUCUCCUCCCCAAACAUUUCUUGGUUCACUUAAUUGAUUUGCAUUUCUCUGUGAGAAAUCUCAGCUUUUAAUUCCAGAUGCAGAAGUGGACAUCUUCAAGUACCUCCCAUUCCUGGGGGGAUCCUUUGUUUGGAAUGCAAAGCUUCUGUUCUUCCAGUCCCUGACCAGAUCAAGCAUUUUCUGCUCGAGCAAACUUUGCAUACAUUAACUGCCUACCCACGUCUGUGCAGCACAGCUCCCAAAUUAGACAAAGACAAAAGAUGCUGUUGGUGUCUGCUAAAGUGGGACUUGUUUCUGGUGGAGAGGUGCAUGCAGCAAAGUGCCUGCCUCAUUAGUAAAACCCACUCGCAUUUUCUGGUUUUGUGUGUGUUCAAGUGUCUGCUUCUCCGUAAAUCUUCACUCUGAGGACUUCUGGGGAAGCAGACAACAUCCAGCUGCAGCUAAAGCAGGAGCCCAGCUGAACUUGUGACAUGUGGUGUAAAAAUGAAUGGUAAUGUUGUUAAAUGUCUUGUUCUAAAAGCUAAGAUUAAAGAAAAAAAAAACAGGUUCAACAAAAA